AUGGUGCUCCGCAUGCUCGUCGUCGCGACGUGCGCGCACGCGUGGCUGCUGGAGAACAGCACGUUCUGGCGGAGCCCACAAAGCGAGGAGCCCAUGUGGAAGCGCAUGCUCCGGACGACGUCGCCGCGGCGCCGCGGCGUGAUCCUCUGGGCCCACGGGCGGUCCGCCACGGACACGUACUGCGGCACGCUCAAGGACAGCGCCCACUUCCGGUACUGCAACGGAAUCAAGGAGGGCUUCAACACGCAGCACCGCGAGGGCCGCGACCUCACGCGGAAGAACCUCGAGCGCUGCGCGAGGCGGAACGAGAUGCUAACGCACGUCAAGCCGAGCCACCUCUCGGGGAAGAAUAAGCCGGACAACCUGAACACGCCGGAGAAGCUCAUGCGCGCGGCGCGGGAGCUCGGCUACGAGGUCAUCGUCGCCGAGUACCGCUCGAACGCGCUCGCGCGCAUGGUCUCGUCGUGGGAGCUGAAGCCGCACUCCGCGGCGGACGCCACGGCCCAUUUCUGCCGGCACCGCGGCGGCCUCGUCCGAACGUUUAACAAGGAAUACUCCCUCUGGCAGCGCGGCCUCCGCGCGGCGAUCCACGAGCGGCUGAAGGUCAUCGAGCUCAGCUUCGAGAACGUGACGCGCGGCCUCUGCGCGGCCGUGAAGCGCACGACGCUGGCGCUGGAGAGCUCCGAGUGCGGCGGCUCCAAGUGCGCCUGCCACAAGUUCAAAUCGCCGCACACGAAGACAUCCAACCGCGCCGCGUCGCUCGCGGGGCGCACGUCCAAGGAGGCCGCGGCCUGCAUCACGGCCGCGCUCAAGGACAAGCCCGACUACGCGUGGAUGCUCGACCUGUCGCGAGGAGAGAAACGCAUGUUCGCAAUGGUCCGAUGUAAAAAGAUGAUGUUGGCACGACUCACCUUACUGUUGCCGCUCGCCGUCGCGUUCACCGUCACCGCGCCGCGCGCCGCGCCGCCGUGCGGCGUGCCACGUCGCGGCGCGUCGAUCUUGGGCGCCGCAAAGAAGGGCUUCGGUGCCAAGGUCAAGGCGAAGCGGCCGCCGUCGCGCGACUCGGUCAAGGCCAAGCCAUCGACGCGCGAUGGUCGCGGCGGCGGCGGCGGCGCGCCCGUCGUGCCGCUCGACGACGACGUGCGGCUGGCGCUCGACGCGCUCGACGAGGCCGGCGGCGGCAUCGAGGCGUACCUCAGCCCCGCGCUCUUCGAGGACCCGGCGACGCUGCGCGACGUCGGCGCGCGGCUGCGCGCGGGCGACGUCGUCGUGCUGAAAGACGCGUUCCGCGACGAGUUCGCGCAGGCCGUGCACGCCGAGCUGGCGGCCGACACGGUCGACUGGGCGCUCAACGAGGCGUACUUCGCCGACGGCUACCACCACCGCCACCACAACGCGUACGACGCGCGCGCGUGGAGCGCGCGCCUCCGGCGCGCGCUGGGCGUCUUCGCCGACGAGCGCACGCGCGCGUUCAUCGGCGAGCUCGCCGGCCGCGACUGCGCGGGCGACGCGACGGGCGCGCCGAGCUGGUACAAGGCGGGCGACCACUCGCUGCCGCACACCGACUGGGUCGGCCAGCGCACCGUCGCGUACGUCUGGCACCUCUCCAAGGGCUGGCGGCCCGAGUGGGGCGGCGCGCUCUACUGGGCGGGCGCCGACCACGCGGUCGCGACGCAUCCCGCGUCCUUCAACACGCUCGUGCUCUUCUGCGUGACGACGACGUCGGCGCACUUCGUCACGACGGUCUCGCCGCACCACGAGGGGAAGCGCCUCACCUUCAACGGGUGGUGGCAGAGCGCCUGGCUGCCCUCCGAGGCCGACGCCGAGCUCGACGCGGUGCUCGCCGACGAGGCGCGCGGCGACAAAGUGACGCACGCGCAGCUCCAGGCCAUCGCCGACGUGCUCGCCGACCCGUGGCAGAACAUCGACGCCGCGCGGCGCGAGCGCCUCGACGGGCAGCGCGAGGCCCUCAUGCGGCGCCUCUUCCCGCGCGGCGCGCGCGCGGGCGUGGAAGCGUGA
Molecule: messenger RNA, 2019 nt
Organism: Aureococcus anophagefferens
Lineage: Eukaryota; Pelagophyceae; Pelagomonadales; Pelagomonadaceae
Exons: 2
Coding region: 1-2019 (672 amino acids)
Biological process (GO): peptidyl-proline hydroxylation; regulation of translational termination
Cellular component (GO): cytoplasm
Molecular function (GO): L-ascorbic acid binding; iron ion binding; peptidyl-proline dioxygenase activity
Source: RefSeq, a predicted model, not a curated record